Messenger RNA from Myotis lucifugus (little brown bat), 5857 nucleotides. It is a transcript of the gene PRKD3, whose product is annotated as protein kinase D3. Bases 589 to 3249 code for a protein of 886 amino acids. The record is from RefSeq and is a predicted model, not a curated record. NCBI's taxonomy places the organism in Eukaryota, Metazoa, Chordata, Mammalia, Chiroptera, Vespertilionidae. Gene Ontology annotation, biological process: protein phosphorylation. Gene Ontology annotation, molecular function: ATP binding; protein serine/threonine kinase activity. The transcript is spliced from 18 exons.
GCUGACUACAUCUCAGAAAGAAUCAACUUUACUCGAUGGACCCAUUCAUCAAAUGAAAUAUACCUGAACUAUUUUAAAAAGCUUUGUACUUCAUAAUGGAAAUAUUUACCCCCCCUAAAAAUGAAAAUGAGGUCAUUUGAGAAGGUGAUUUAAGGAGUGAACAUUUGAGAAAGUAUCCCAUCAAAUCAGUGAACCAAAGGAUAAGUACUGAAUUAAUCAAUCUGAAACACCUUUGUAUAAACGGGGAAGUUUUUAUCUUGACAGAAAAAUAAGUUUUAUUCAGAAUGUAUUUUCUGAAAUUUAGAGAGACAAGAGUAAACUUAAAGGAAAAUAAAUGAAGAUGUUUAGAAAGUAAGCAGUCAACUCUUUUCUGAUGAGGAUAUUAAGGGAAGUAGCGACCUUCUGUGCAUUUAACUCACAGUUGUAGAACUUGCAGCCAUCACUAUGAGUAGCUUAAAAGAGGAAAUAAAGAAGUUUUCAACUAAAUCUAAAAGUACAGACAUUUUUUUUCCUGCUGAGAUUUUAAAAGCUUCUUCAUAACCAUUGAAAAAGAAUUGACAACUAUUUUAAAAGAUUAAAGAAAGGCAGAUGUCUGCAAACAAUUCCCCUCCAUCAGCCCAGAAGUCUGUGUUACCUGCAACUCUUCCUGCUGUGCUUCCAACUCCUUCUUCAUGUUCAAGUCCAAAGACAGGACUUUCUGCCCGGCUCUCUAAUGGAAGCUUCAGUGCACCGUCACUCACCAACUCCAGAGGCUCAGUGCAUACAAUUUCAUUUCUACUGCAAAUUGGCCUUACACGGGAGAGUGUUACCAUCGAAGCUCAGGAACUAUCUUUAUCUGCCGUCAAGGAUCUUGUGUGCUCCAUUGUUUAUCAAAAGUUUCCAGAGUGUGGAUUCUUUGGCAUGUAUGACAAAAUUCUUCUCUUUCGCCAUGACCUGAACUCAGAAAAUAUUUUGCAGCUGAUUACCUCAGCAGAAGCCGACGCUCUAUCCACUGUUUUAAAAGCUUUGGCCACAGUAGAAGACUUCCAGAUUCGUCCACAUACUCUCUAUGUACAUUCUUACAAAGCUCCUACUUUUUGUGAUUAUUGUGGUGAGAUGCUCUGGGGACUGGUACGUCAGGGUCUGAAAUGUGAAGGCUGUGGAUUAAAUUAUCAUAAACGUUGUGCCUUCAAGAUUCCAAAUAACUGUAGUGGAGUAAGAAAGAGGCGCCUGUCAAAUGUGUCUCUACCAGGACCUGGCCUCUCAGUCCCAAGACCUCUACAAACGGAGUAUGUUGCCCUUCCCACUGAAGAGUCACAUGUUCACCAAGAACCAAGUAAGAGAAUUCCUUCUUGGAGUGGUCGCCCAAUCUGGAUGGAAAAGAUGGUAAUGUGCAGAGUAAAAGUUCCGCACACAUUUGCUGUUCACUCUUAUACCCGUCCCACAAUAUGUCAGUAUUGCAAGCGGUUACUGAAAGGCCUCUUUCGCCAAGGAAUGCAAUGUAAAGAUUGCAAAUUCAACUGCCAUAAACGCUGUGCAUCAAAAGUGCCAAGAGACUGCCUUGGAGAGGUUACCUUCAAUGGAGAACCUUCCAGUCUGGGAACAGAGUCAGAUAUACCAAUGGAUAUUGACAGUAGUGACAUGAACAGUGAUGGUGGUAGGGGUUUGGAUGACAUGGAAGAACCAUCUCCCCCAGAAGAUAAAAUGUUCUUCCUCGAUCCAUCUGAUCUCGAUGUGGAAAGAGAUGAAGAAGCUGUGAAAACCAUCAGUCCAUCAACAAGCAAUAAUAUUCCGCUAAUGAGGGUCGUACAAUCCAUCAAGCACACAAAGAGGAAGAGCAGCACGAUGGUGAAGGAAGGAUGGAUGGUCCAUUACACCAGCAGGGACACCUUGAGAAAGAGGCAUUAUUGGAGACUUGACAGCAAAUGUCUAACAUUGUUUCAAAAUGAAUCUGGAUCAAAGUAUUAUAAGGAAAUUCCACUUUCAGAAAUUCUACGCAUAUCUUCGCCACAAGAUUUCACAAACAUUUCACAAGGCAGCAACCCACACUGUUUUGAAAUCAUCACUGAUACUAUGGUAUACUUUGUUGGUGAGAACAAUGGAGACAGCUCCCACAAUCCUGUUCUUGCUGCCACUGGAAUUGGACUUGAUGUAGCACAGAGCUGGGAAAAAGCAAUUCGCCAGGCUCUCAUGCCUGUUACCCCUCAAGCCAGUAUUUGCACUUCUCCCGGGCAAGGGAAAGAUCACAAAGAUUUGUCUACUAGUAUCUCUGUAUCUAAUUGUCAGAUCCAGGAAAAUGUGGACAUCAGUACUGUUUACCAGAUCUUUGCAGAUGAGGUGCUUGGUUCAGGCCAGUUUGGCAUCGUUUAUGGAGGAAAACAUAGGAAGACUGGAAGGGAUGUGGCUAUUAAAGUAAUUGAUAAGAUGAGAUUUCCCACAAAACAGGAAAGUCAACUCCGUAAUGAAGUGGCUAUUUUACAGAAUUUGCACCAUCCUGGGAUUGUAAACCUGGAAUGCAUGUUUGAAACCCCAGAACGAGUUUUUGUAGUAAUGGAAAAGCUGCAUGGAGAUAUGUUGGAAAUGAUUCUAUCCAGUGAGAAAAGUCGACUUCCAGAACGAAUUACUAAAUUCAUGGUGACACAGAUACUUGUUGCUUUGAGGAAUCUACAUUUUAAAAAUAUUGUGCACUGUGAUUUAAAGCCAGAAAAUGUGCUACUCGCAUCAGCAGAGCCGUUUCCUCAGGUGAAGCUGUGUGACUUUGGUUUUGCACGCAUCAUUGGUGAAAAGUCAUUCAGGAGGUCUGUGGUAGGAACUCCAGCAUACUUAGCCCCUGAAGUUCUCAGAAGCAAAGGUUACAACCGUUCUCUAGACAUGUGGUCAGUGGGAGUUAUUGUCUAUGUGAGCCUCAGUGGCACAUUUCCUUUUAAUGAAGAUGAAGAUAUAAAUGACCAAAUCCAAAAUGCUGCAUUUAUGUAUCCACCAAAUCCAUGGAAAGAAAUUUCUGGUGAAGCAAUUGAUUUGAUAAACAACCUACUUCAAGUGAAGAUGAGAAAACGUUACAGUGUGGACAAAUCUCUUAGUCAUCCCUGGCUGCAGGACUAUCAGACUUGGCUUGACCUUAGAGAAUUUGAAACUCGUAUUGGCGAACGUUACAUUACACAUGAAAGUGACGAUGCCCGUUGGGAAAUACAUGCAUACACACACAACCUUGUAUACCCAAAGCACUUCAUCAUGGCUCCCAAUCCAGAUGACAUGGAAGAAGAUCCUUAAUUAUCAAUGAGCUAACUUCAGUAAGGAAAGAUUUCAUUUUAUGGACAGAUAUUUUGCUGCACAACUGUUGUUCUUUGGAGGCUGUCAUCUGCAAGGAUGCAAAGACAUGAGGAAAUAUGAUAAGGAAUCAGUGACACCAAUACUGUAGUUCAUAAUGAGUAGGUACAAGAGGGGAAACAGUGAUAAAGACACAUAAUGACACCAAGAUGAAGCUUUCCUAAAUUUUUAUAGCAUAAGAAAUAACUGGUUUUUGUAUUUUUUUUCCUAAUCCUUCAUUUUAGUACAAUAGUGGCACUUAAUUUAUCUUCCCUUUCCUGUUCUUAUAUUAUUUUCAAGAAAGGGGACAGAUAGGCAAGCUAGAAUCCAAUUACAUAGCUUGACCAAAACAUAUAAGAGUUACAAGGUUGAUUACUAAACAAUUAAAUUUAAAGAGAUAUCAGAGAGGCUGCUGGCAUAUGAUUUCCUAUAAAGACUUUAAACAUUUGUUUAACUGACCCUAGAGGGAUUGAUGGGUUUUUCAUAUCUGCCUUAAAAAGGAACGCUGGAUUAUUUUACCUUUCUUUUUUAGGUCAAUCAGGACUCCAAACUCUGUUUUGGAGUUGAAACUCUGAAUAUGCUCUCUACAACAUAAAAAUUAAGUUGUCACCUUUUGUUACAAUAGCCUCUAAGAUAAUUUUGGGCAACUGAUGUUACAAAACCAGGAACUGCUAAUCUGAGUGAUGAGUUACUAUGUAUGUCUUCUCAUAGCUCAACUCUGCUGCUAAUAAAUAAUGUUCUCACUGACACCACUAUGAUGCCACAAUUAGAUUCCAGCAUUCAAUGGGUAUAGACCUAAACUAUAAUUAUAUAUCUUAACACAGGGCUGAAUAAUUUGAGGGAGGAAAUUAAUAUAUACUAAAAGUAACACCAGUGCAGGGUCAGUUAAAACUAUAGGAAAGAAUAGCAAACAGUGUCCUUUUUUUUCUUCCCUUAGGUUAUUGGAAGGCUGUACAGAUGUCUAGAAUGUUUUUAAAUCAGUUAUUUUAAACUGUUUGGGUUGAGCAUAAAACCCUUAGAAGGGUAGGACUCUAUGAUCAGCAGAGAAAAUGAAAGGAUAAGUAUUUUUAAAACAUUUCAGCUCCAGCAGCCAGCUAAAUAAAUUUUUUUCUACUCAGAUAUGUGAUUUAAGAGAUUAGACUUUUUCAUAGCUUUUUAAGAGUUACUAAUAGUUUCCCCCCCCCCCAAAAAAAAUUAAUAUCUGGGACUUAUAAAAUCUAUGGCUUUUUGUUUCUCCACUCUUCAGUAAUCAUUGUAAACUUUUUUUCCUCCAAAAAGAGCAAGAGAUGUGUAAUUAGUAGAUCUGGGUUUAAGUCUUAUAAGUCUUGGCUCCCUGUAUUAGCUGUGUUGGCCUGGCCAGGUGACAAUCUGUCUGAGCCUCGAAUUCCUUAACCUACAAAAUGAAGUUCCUAAUUCUUGCCUCUACCUUCCUCACGGUGUUGUUUUGAAGAUGUUAUAUAUGAACAUAGUCAAUAAGCUAAAAACUAUAAAAGUGUUCAUUGUCACUGCCCACUGAACUAGAGGUAGCAAAGGAAAAGAUUGUUCCUCUUUUAACAAAGACUCGGAGAACUUUUCACAAUCUUUGAGUAGUAGCAAGCGUGUAUUGUUGAUAUGUUCUGAGCUCUUUUUACACUCAACAGUCAUGAGCUAAGUGCAUAAUGAACCCCAUCUCACAAACAAGGAAAUUGAGGCACAGGGAGAUUAACUAGCUGCUGAUGUUCACACAGUUAGUAUUUGAACCCAGACAGUGUGGCUCUGGAGUCCCUCUUACCCUUCUGAUCGUUUUAUUAUACUGCUUCCCCAUAAAGGUCUCCAGGAGAUGGUCCACAUCUCUCAGUAUUUCAUUCUCACAGGAGCUUUAAAACUCAAAUUCUGCAAAACCUUUUAGAAAUAUGUUUUCCCUAGGAUAGAUGACUUCCCUAAAUUUCUCCAAAGUAAGUCUGUUUAUAUCACUGUGCUAAAAAGGAAUAAUUCUGAGUCAGUAGGCAUCCUAUUAUGGUUUUACUACAUAAGGUGAAAAUUAACUGGAAUGGUAUUUGUUUGCUAUACUUAUAUAAUCAAACGUUACAAGCCAUGAAAUUAUUGCACUCUUUUUGUCGUUGAAUGCCUAAGAAGUUUUCUAAAUUUGUAAAGGCACUGUCAGAUAAUUUGGAGUUGAGUAAUUGCUCCAGAUACUGUAUAACCUGCAUAACCUUUUUUUUUGUCUUGAAAUCAAGUUGUUUGUAUAAAAAAUAAUUGUGAGAAACAUUUGAUAAUGUACAAAAUAGUCUAUAAUGACACUGUUCAGUACAUUUUUAUAUUUUUUGUUACAUCCCACUUUUUGUAAAUAUCCUCAAAAAAGCUUAAUAAUAAAAUGUAUUUCCAUAUCACCAUACUUUUCCAUGUGAAAACCUGAGCCUAUCUCUGGUCGAGAUAUCCAAAGAAAAUUUUAUUUGGUUGUGUUAUUUUCCCAGGCUUUGGUAAGAGAACUAUUUUGGAAAUAGUAUUUGUAAAUGGAACUAAUGCUAUAUUUAAGAACAAUGAUUUUUUUUAACUGCCUAAAAUAAAAAAAUAACUCAUUAUUAUAAUUUGA